Cylicostephanus goldi is the source of this 183-nucleotide messenger RNA. Lineage: Eukaryota; Metazoa; Nematoda; Chromadorea; Rhabditida; Strongylidae. The record is from the annotation of a GenBank genome assembly.
AUGGAGAAGGAAAGAAUUGGAUUCAGUACAUCACUUCCAGAAGAAGAAGCAACAGUCAAGAUACAGAAGUUUCAAAAUUUCAAUGGCCGCCUUUUAUGCGACUUCGCAUCGUCAGAGCCUGGAAAGCCAAAGUCUGCGAUCUUUCCUCUCAGUGGUCAACAGAAGAAUCAGAUUUACAUUUGA